AUGAGGCUUGGCAUACGGGGUUCUGGGAGGCCAGGAACGGGUCGGGUGUCCCUCCUCUCUUCGUUCCUGGAGUCGGCGAUCGAUCCUGGUUGCCAGACAAACCAGGUCGUCAAGCUUUUCGGGGAGUUCUCGGGCCGCAAGUUCAUCCUUCACCUGGGGGGCCAGGCUGCGGUAGAAAGCAUCGUAGAGAGCCGUGGGGAUUCACCCACUGUCCCCAGCUGCCAUGCGGAAAUCCACAGCGUACUCAGCCACAGAGCGGGACCCCUGAGAAGAUUCGAACAAGCCCAGAUCUUGGCCUUCCCAGAUAACAAAGAGAUAACGUAUGCUAUCUUAGACCGAUCCAAAGGGAAGGAAGAGGGUUGGAGCUCGAAGAUCACCGAGCACUGCAUCAGAAAUGCACGGCAAAGUCCCGCCUCUCCAGAGAAAUGCUCGGUAUGGGGCAGAUGUGGCUCUCGAAUGGGGUUUUGGUUCUGCUCGACCACGGAGAGGAUUAUUCAACAUGGACCUGUUUUCACCCAAGAGCCCAGUGACAGUGUUUUCCCACUAAGCAGUGAAGACAACAAGAUAUUUAUCAACUGCAAAGCCAAAGGAAAUCCGACGCCACAUUACAGGUGGAAAAUCAAUGGAAAAGAUCUCAGUGCUUACAAUAAUUUAAACUACAGCCUGGCAGAGGGCAACCUCUUGAUCAAUAACCCACAGGCAAUGAAAGAUGGAGGAUCGUACCAGUGUAUUGCCAGUAAUGCUUUUGGAACCAUCCUGAGCCGCAAGGCCAAAGUGGAGUUUGCCUAUCUUCAGAAUUUUACCAACAAGGCCAGAAAUGCAGUCUCAGUGAGAGAAGGUCAGGCUGUGGUGCUGCUAUGUGGCUCACCGCCCUAUUUUGGAGAGAUUAGAUACUCAUGGAUCUACAAUGGCCAUCCCAGUGUCCUCAUCCAAGACAACCGCCGCUUUGUGUCCCAGAGAACAGGGAACCUCUAUAUAGCUAAAAUGGAACCAACGGAUGUGGGCAACUAUACAUGUGCAGUAAAGAAUUUGAUGACCAAUGGCACUGCGUAUAGUUCCCCCACUCCUGUGGUACUGCGCCAGGAUGGUGUGAUGGGUGAAUAUGAGCCAAAAAUUGAAGUCCAGUUUGAAGAAAUUCUGCAUGUCCUCAAAGGAUCGUCGGUUAGACUGGAGUGCUUCGCUUUAGGAAACCCAGUGCCUUCUAUCUCUUGGAGAAGAGUGGAUGGAAGCCCUUUUCCUGGAAAGAUGAAAAUAAAUCAAUCAAAUGGCGUCCUGGAGAUCCCUUAUUUUCGGCCUGAGGAUGCAGGCUUUUAUGAAUGUGUUGCAGAGAACUCCAGAGGCCGUAGUGUUGCAAAAGGAGACCUCAUAUUUAAUGAUGUAGAACAUCUGCAUUGGGCUCAAACUCUGCGUGAUGCCAAAAUGGCUAUUGAUUCUGAUCUGCACUGGGAGUGCAGGGCCAAUGGGAAACCCCAGCCUGUGUACAGAUGGCUUAAGAAUGGGCAAGCCAUGGUAUCUGAGGACAGAAUCCACAUUAAUGCAGGCAAGUUCAUUCUCUCCAAAGUGAACCUAGAGGAUUCAGGGAUGUAUCAGUGUUUAGCCGAGAAUAAGCACAGUGUCAUUUAUGCCAGUGCCGAACUCAAAGUUGUGGCUUCUCCUCCAGACUUUUCUAAAGGUCCAGUAAGGAAGUCCACACUUGUUCAAAGAGGAGGUGAAGUCAUCAUUGAGUGUCAGCCACAUGCAUCCCCCAAGCCCUCCUUCACAUGGAGGAAGGAAGGCAAUCUGCUGCAAAACAAUGAGAGAAGGAAAAUCUCAGAGGAUGGCACCCUGCGGAUUGGCAAUGUGAGUGAGUCAGAUGCAGGUAGAUACACAUGUGUGGCACGCAACCUGUUCGGUGUGGCUAGCAGCACAGGAAGCCUGGUGGUCAAAGAACCAACCAAAAUUACAGUUCCUCCACUGAGUAUGGAUGCCACGGUGGGUGAGAGCAUUGUUCUGCCAUGCAGGGUGUCCAGAGACUCCAACAUGGUCCACAUCUUCAAGUGGUUCUUCAACGGGAAACUUGUCGAUUUCAGCCGCCAUGAACACUUUGAGAUGAUUGGAGGGGGAGCAUCUGGUGAUCUCAUGGUACGUAACAUCCAGCUAAAACACACUGGGAAAUUUGUGUGCAUGGUACAUACUGUGAUGGACAGUGUCUCGGCAGCAGCUGAUUUGAUUGUCAGAGGGCCCCCUGGUUGCCCUGAGCGAAUUUUGGUGGGGGAUGUCACUCCCUGGACAGUUCAGGUCUCAUGGAGUCCCAGUCCUGAUAAUCACAGCCCUAUAACACAUUACAUAGUGCAGGCCCGAAGUGAUUUCUCCAUUGGCUGGCAGGCUGUAAAAACAGUUCCUGAUUCUGUGCCUGGACAGAUGACACAUGCCAUUGCAGUAGGCCUGAGGCCAUGGGUUCAGUAUGAGUUCAGGGUGGCAGCCAUAAACAGUGUCGGUGUGGGUGAGCCCAGUACCCCAACUGAGGCUGUUCUGACUAAAGCUGCAGUUCCUGAGGUUGCUCCAGCAAGUGUGAGCGGAGGUGGUGGGAGCCGCGGCGAAUUAGUGAUUGUGUGGGAGCCUGUUCCGGAGGAACUACAGAAUGGAGAAGAUUUUGGCUAUGUGGUAGCCUUUCGUUUACGUGGUUCUCUUGUCUGGAUGCAGAGUCUGGUUCCCUCAGUGGAUGCAUCACGUUAUGUGUUUAAAAAUGACAGCAUUCCUCCACUCUCACAGUUUGAGGUGAAGGUGGGAGUGUACAACAGCAUUGGAGAAGGACCCUUUAGCCCUGUAAUUGUUGUCUACUCAGCAGAGGAAGAGCCCUCUAUAGCCCCAAAUAAAAUCUGGGCACAUAGUCUUUCCUCUUCAGAAUUGCAGGUUUUCUGGGAUCCAAUCAUGCCAAAUCAUAGUAAAUCUACAAUCUCAGGAUAUGAGGUACUGUUGUGGGAGCAGGGCUCAUUAGGGAGCAAGGCAAUAAAGGAAAGGGUCAAAAGAAGCCCAGCUCAUAUCACAGGCCUGAAGAGCAGCACAGUGUAUCUAAUUUCAGUCAGGGCUCACAACAGUGGUGGGGUUGGACCUACUAGUGCUGCCAUCAACAUGACCACAAAGAAACCCCCUCCAAGACAGACUCCUGUAAAUAUUGGUUGGAACCUGAAAAACUCCAAGAUCUUUUUGCACUGGCAGCAUGUAAUGGCAAUGGACAAUGAAUCUGAAGUAACAGGCUACAAGGUGAUGUACCGCCAAAACUGGCAAGGAGGAACAAGCAUGGUGAAAACAAACCAGACAUCACUGGAGCUAGAGGUUCCAUCUGGAGAUGAUCUGCUUAUACAAAUCAAAGCCUUGAGUGAUGGUGGAGAUGGCAGCUACAGCAGUCCAAUUCACAUACCAAAGAUGUCCAAUCUUACAUCCAGGGGCUAUUUCAUCUCCGGUGCAAACAAGAUGAUCCAUAUCCAUGAAGUUGCAUCUUUUGUGCUACCAUGGCUGUUUUUAUGGAUUUCUUUCCCGUUGAUAAGCACAGGCUGACAAGAAAUUC
Tachysurus vachellii is the source of this 3547-nucleotide messenger RNA. Its product is annotated as contactin-4. The transcript is spliced from 23 exons. Bases 1 to 3537 code for a protein of 1178 amino acids. The record is from RefSeq and is a predicted model, not a curated record. Gene Ontology annotation, molecular function: protein binding. Gene Ontology annotation, biological process: cell-cell adhesion. Lineage: Eukaryota; Metazoa; Chordata; Actinopteri; Siluriformes; Bagridae.